AUGGGCCGAGGGGGCGGAGCGUCUGCCAAGCUUCGGGAGGGAAAAAGGAACUUUUGGCGGUGGCUUUUGGGCUGAAGACGGGUUGGUUGCGAGGUUAGAGCUCGGUUUUGGGUUUGGGGCCAAUGGCGAGCCUGGGACUGGAAGCGGGAGCCUGGGCUGCGUCUGCACGGUGGAGUUAGUGCGGGUUGGCGCCACUUUAGCGCCGUGGGACCCUGGGAGGUGCGGGCGAGGCCGAAGACCUUCCGGAACUACAGCUCCCAGGGUCCCUUCGCAUCGCGUCAGGCGCUCGAGGCGGUGCCAAGCCGCAUUAACUCUGCCGUGUAGACGCACGCCUUGACCCGGAUUGGGCCCCCUGGUGGAGCUCUGUGUCUCUCCAGCCAGGCGUUCGGAGGCCGAGGGCUGACAUGGAGGAAGAGCGUCCCGCCCGAGAGACAGCCGUCAUCACCGGGGGAUCCGGAUACUUUGGCUUCCGGCUGGGCUGUGCGCUCGCCAGCCAGGGCCUGGACGUGGUCCUCUUUGACGCCUCGGAGCCCCCCCGGCCGCUGCCCGAAGGCGUGCGUUUCGUGCGCGGCGACGUGCGCGACCCCUCUGAGGUGGAGCGGGCACUCCGAGGGGCCACCUGCGUCUUCCACGCCGCGUCCUUCGGGAUGUCCGGGCGGGAGCAGCUCAACCGGAAGCGCAUCGAGGCCGUGAACGUGGGCGGGACGCGCAACGUGCUGCGGGCGGCGCGGGCGGCGGGGGUCCGGCGGCUGGUGUACACCAGCACCUACAACGUGGUCUUCGGGGGGCAGGUGGUCCGAGGCGGGGACGAGUCCUGGCCGUACCUGCCCCUGCGCCUGCACCCCGACCACUACUCCCGCACCAAGGCCCUGGCCGAGAUGGCGGUGCUGGGGGCCGACGGGGCCGGCCGGGAGCCCUUGCGCACCUGCGCCUUGCGGCCGGCCGGCAUCUACGGCCCCGGGGAGCAGAGGCACCUGCCCAGGAUUGUCCGCUACGUCGAGCGGGGCUGGUUCCGGUUCGUGUACGGAGACCCCGAGAGCCGGGUGGACUUUGUGCACGUGGACAACCUGGUGCAGGCGCACCUCUUGGCCGCGGAGGCGCUGGGGCCCGGCAAGGCCCACCGGGCAGCCGGGCAGGCGUACUUCAUUUCCGACGGCCGGCCGGUCAACAACUUUGAGUUUUUCCGUCCGCUGGUGGAAGGCCUGGGCUACCCGUUCCCGGCGCUGCGCCUGCCCCUCGGCCUGGUCUACUUCCUGGCCUUCCUGACGGAGAUGCUGCACCGGGCGGUGGGGCGCCUGUGCGACUUCCAGCCCCUGCUCACGCGCACCGAGGUCUACAAGACCGGCGUGACCCACUACUUCAGCACAGAGAAGGCCCGGAGGGAGCUGGGCUACGAGCCCCGGCAGCACGGCCUCGAGGACGUGGUCCGGUGGUUCCGCUCCCGCGGCCACGGGCGGAGGGCGGGCGGGGGGGCUGCCCCAAGGCGCUGGCACCGGUGCGCGGCGGCGCUGCUGCGGCUCGCUGCUGCGAUCAUCCUUAUGAUUAUCACAUAUUGUAUAUUCAGAUAAUAUUAAUAAUAUUAUUUUGUAAUACAAUACAAUACUAAUCAUACAAUAUAAUAAUGUUAAUUAUAUACAGUAGAUCAGGGGUCCUCAAACUUUUAAAGCAGAGGCCGGUCCACCAUCCUUCAGACUGUUGAGGGGCCGAAUUAUCAUUUGGAAAAAAAAAUUCCUAUGCACACUGCAAAUGUUUUAUUUGUAGUGCAAAAAAAGAAAACCCCAACAAUGAAAGAACAAUACAAUAUUUAAAAAUGAAAACAAUUUUAACCGACAUAAGCCUAUCAGGAUUUCAAUGGGAAGUGUGGGCCUGCUUCUGGCCAAUGAGAUAGUCAAGUUGAUUAGGAUUGUGGUUGUUGUGUGCCUUCAAGUCAUUUCAGACUUUGGGUGAGCCUAAGUCAAAAAUUAUUUAUUCAUUUACUACAUUUAUUUACUACAUUUAUAUCCCGCCCUUCUCACCCCGAAGGGGACUUGGAGCACCUGUAUGUACAUACAAUAUAUAAUAAUAAAUAAUAAUAAGUUUAUUUGUAUCCCGCCUCCAUCUCCCCCGAAGGGGACUUGGGGCGGCUUAUAUUAUUAGCAUAGCACAAUAUUAGCAUUAUAAAUAAUAAUAAUAAUAAUAAUAAUAAUAAUAAUAAUAAUAAUAAUAAUAAACUUUAUAUACCGCCCUAUCUCCCGGAUGGCACUCAGGGCGGUUUCCAAUCAUAAAAACAACACAAACAUUACAUAGCAACAUAAUAACACAUUAUUAAGCAAAGUAAAAAUACAAUUAUAGAAAUAAAUAACGCUGACAUGACCCGAUCAAAGGGAUACCACUAUAUACUAUACAACUAUACUGUAAUAUUAUAUGUAAUAUACAAAUGUAUAUUUGUAUUACAAAUGUAUUAUAUGUAAUUGACAGCAGUGUGUGCGAAAAAGACCUUGGAGUCCUUGUGGACAACAAGUUAAACAUGAGCCAACAAUGUGAUGCGGCAGCUAAAAAAGCCAAUGGGAUUCUGUCCUGCAUCAAUAGGGGAAUAGCGUCUAGAUCCAGGGAAGUCCUGCUCCCCCUCUUUCUAUUCUGCCUUGGUCAGACCACACCUGGAAUCACACUGGGUCCAAUUUUGGGCACCGCAGUUGAAGGGAGAUGUUGACAAGCUGGAAAGCAUCCAGAGGAGGGCGACUAAAAUGAUGAAGGGUCUGGAGAACAAGCCCUAUGAGGAGCGGCUUAAAGAGCUGGGCAUGUUUAGCCUGCAGAAGAGAAGGCUGAGAGGAGACAUGAGAGCCAUGGACAAAUACGUGAAGGGAAGUCAAAGGGAGGAGGGAGGGAGCUUGUUUUCUGCUGCCCUGCAGACUAGGACGCAAGGGAACAAUGGCUUCAAAGGACAGGAAAGGAGAUUCCACCUGAACAUCAGGAAGAACUUCCUCACUGUGAGAAGGGCUGUUCGGCAGUGGAACUCUCUCCCCGGGGCCGUGGUGGAGGCUCCUUCCUUGGAGGCUUUUAAGCAGAGGCUGGAUGGCCAUCUGUCGGGGUGCUUUGAAUGCGAUUUCCUGCCUCUUAGCAGGGGGUUGGACUGGAUGGCCCAUGUGGUCUCUUCCAACUCUACUAUUCUAUGAUUCUAUGAUUCUAUGUAAUAUGUAACAUAUAAUUAAUAUUAUUAUAUGGUAUUAUUAGUAUUAUAUUGUACAACAUGAUAAUAUUAUUAACAAUAUUAUAUGUAUAUACAAUAUAUUAUUAAAACUGAUAUAAAAAUAUAUUAUAAAACUGAGGGCAGGGGCCAGGUCAAUGACCUUGGAGGGCCUUAGUUUGGGGACCCCUGCAGUAGAGUCUCACUUAUCUAUGUUAAUUUUAUCAAUAUUUGUAUGUAUGUAUUUUUAUCCUUUACAAUUUUAUCUUGUAAAUCGCCUAGAGCAUCUUGGAUGGAGGGCGAUUAAUAAGUAAUUAAAUGAUGAUGAUGAUUUAUCCAAGCUAAAGGGGCCGGCAGAAGCUUGGAUAAGCGAAUAUGUUCGAUAAGAAAGAGGGAUUAAGGAAAAGCCUAUUAAACAUCCAAUUAGGUUAUGAUGUUACAAAUUAAGCGCCAAAACAUCAUGCUAUACAACAAAUUUGACAGAAAACGUAGUUCAAUACGCAGUAAUGUUAUGUUGUAAUUACUGUAUUUACGAAUUUAGCACCAAAAUAUCAUGAUAUAUUGAAAACAUUGACUACAAAAAUGGCUUGGGUUAUCCAGAACCUUGGAUAAGCAAGUCUUGGAUAAGUGAGACUCUACUGUAUUAUAUAUUACAUGUAUAUAUAAUAUAGAGAUAUAAUACAAUAUGGUAAUUUAUUGCCAGUAUUGUGCUAUGCUAAUAUAAUAUUGUAUGUACAUUUAAUUUGUAAGCUGCUCUGAGUCCCCUUCAGGGCGAGAAGGGCGGGAUAUAAAUGUAUGUAAAUAAAUAAAUCAAUAAAUGAUGCUUUGGCGAUGGCCAUUUGCAUAGUACGGACCCAUUGAGAUGGGUGCCUAUGGCUGUUUGGCUUUAUCAUCAGCUGUGAUAACAAUAAAAGGCUUGUUUUAUUGCUCUCUUGGAA
Messenger RNA from Anolis carolinensis (green anole), 4101 nucleotides. RefSeq names its product short chain dehydrogenase/reductase family 42E, member 1 (gene sdr42e1). Gene Ontology annotation, biological process: steroid biosynthetic process. The transcript has 3 exons. The coding region runs from base 405 to 1568 and encodes 387 amino acids. The record is from RefSeq and is a predicted model, not a curated record. NCBI's taxonomy places the organism in Eukaryota, Metazoa, Chordata, Lepidosauria, Squamata, Anolidae. Gene Ontology annotation, molecular function: 3-beta-hydroxy-Delta5-steroid dehydrogenase (NAD+) activity.